AUGGUCCAAAAGAUUGCAGUCCUGUUGCUCGCGGCGGCGAGCUCCAUCCUCGGCCAAAUCACCCUCCAACCCUCCACCGUCACCACCAAGCGUCCCACCCAGAACCCAGGCACACCCACCGUCACUCGCACCGUCACCAAGACAGAGUACGACACCAUCACCGAGACCGAAACCCAAACGGAAACCUCGAUUUCAACCAAGAUCAGCACCAGCAUCAGCACCACCACCGAGUCCUACAUCCAGGAAGUCACCACGACCGUCAUCUCGACUUACACCGUCUCCUUCCCCGUGACCGAAACCACAAUCACCACCAUCCCCAUCAUCACGACCACCACCGAGGCUCCCAUCACCGUAACCGACGUCGUAACCAACACCCAAACCACCACCCGCACCUCCAUCAUCUCCACCACCGUCAUCAAGCCCACGACAACCACCGCCACGGCAACAGCAACCGUGACCUCCGUUUCAAUCAGCACCAAAACCGGCAGCUGCUCAUCUUCUUCGCCAGCGGCUCAAUGCCCCACCGUCACGGCCACGGCCACGGCAUGCAAAUCUUGCUUCGUCCCGCAGUGCACGACUACCAGCACCAUCACCAAGCCGUGCGGAUGUCAGGCAUUGCCGACGGAGAGCGUCAGUUUCCCGUGUGGAGCGGCGGAUGCGUGUAAUAAGAUUGGGUGCACGACUGUUUAUGCGGUUAAGACUGCUGGGUGUUAG
Sordaria macrospora k-hell is the source of this 714-nucleotide messenger RNA. RefSeq lists its product as uncharacterized. The record is from RefSeq and is a predicted model, not a curated record. NCBI's taxonomy places the organism in Eukaryota, Fungi, Ascomycota, Sordariomycetes, Sordariales, Sordariaceae.